This is a messenger RNA of Dissoconium aciculare CBS 342.82, 567 nucleotides long. RefSeq lists its product as uncharacterized. The coding region runs from base 94 to 474 and encodes 126 amino acids. Lineage: Eukaryota; Fungi; Ascomycota; Dothideomycetes; Mycosphaerellales; Dissoconiaceae. The transcript has a single exon. The record is from RefSeq and is a predicted model, not a curated record.
CCAGACCGACGUGAACCCUUCCAUUGCAAACACGACGAUAAUUUAUUCUCGAACGCGAAAUCUGAUAUCGGGGACGUGAGGUAUGUCUGUUCCAUGCACAACCUGGAUGGCUUGAUGCCGCCGUCGCUGUCCGUGUUCUUGUUCGCUAUUUGGAAUAUCCCGCUGUGCUCAUCAUCGUGUCUUCCCCUCCUCCUCCUCCUCCUCCUCUCCCCUCAACGCGAUCAAUAUAACAUCUUUUCCCACGCAUCACGUCUCCCUUCCCACUCAUGUGUCCCACUCGCUACUCCUCCGCAUUGCUGCGGAAAUCGCUUCCGCUACCAAUGCCCCCACCGCCGCAGCGGAGAUGUUUCACACGGUCCGUGGUCGUGGGAGCGGACUCGUGUGGUGAAGGAGCUGAUAUUGCAGCUAGCGGCGUCGUCAGCGAUCGUCAGCUUGAACGCAAUGCGCCGGCCAUGUCUGCGCUCGGCGGCUUGAACAGAUCAUUCACACAUGCCCGAAGAUACCCCGUCAUCUCCCAAUCAUACAUAGAGAGCCCACAAGACUUUGGCUCAGUCGAUAGACAAACGU